Punica granatum (pomegranate) is the source of this 1150-nucleotide messenger RNA. NCBI's taxonomy places the organism in Eukaryota, Viridiplantae, Streptophyta, Magnoliopsida, Myrtales, Lythraceae. The record is from RefSeq and is a predicted model, not a curated record.
CUGAAAACAAAAAGUCACACGCACACGGAGAGAGGCACUGAGAGAGAGAGAGAGAGAGAGAGAGAACUCUCACUCUUCUUCUUCCUCCUCCCGGCGAGAGAGAAGUCAUGAGCCUCUUCGGUCUCGGCAGAAUCAUUUAACGGAUUGUAGCUCUUGAAGAGUAAAGGGAAGUGAGAGAGAUGCUGAGCAUACUGGUGUAUAACAAAAACCAAAGGACAUUUCGCCCCAAAAAGAGUGCACCAUCAGGGAGUAAGGGGGCCCAGCUUAGAAAGCACAUUGAUGCAACUCUAGGGAGUGGAAACCUCCGGGAGGCUGUAAGACUUCCUCCUGGUGAAGAUCUGAACGAGUGGCUUGCUGUCAACACUGUGGAUUUCUUCAACCAGGUUAAUCUGCUCUAUGGUACCCUUACUGAGUUCUGUACUCAUGAGAACUGUCCUACCAUGACUGCAGGCCCCAAGUAUGAAUAUAGGUGGGCAGAUGGUGUGCAAAUUAAGAAACCUAUUGAAGUUUCCGCUCCAAAAUAUGUUGAAUAUCUAAUGGACUGGAUUGAGACUCAGCUUGAUGAUGAAUCCAUAUUUCCUCAGAAGCUUGGGGCCCCGUUCCCUCCUAACUUCAAGGAGGUUGUUAAGACAAUAUUCAAGCGGCUUUUCCGCGUAUAUGCGCACAUCUAUCAUUCUCAUUUUCAGAAGAUCGUGAGCCUGAAAGAGGAGGCCCACCUGAACACCUGUUUCAAGCAUUUUAUCCUGUUCACCUGUGAAUUUGGGCUCAUAGACAGGAAGGAGCUUGCCCCUCUUCAGGAGCUGAUAGAUUCUAUAAUCGUCCCAUACUGAAUAUGGAGCAGCCUGCGCAUCCUAUGACAGUGAAAGUUAGUCAAGAGGCAUAUGAAAUAAUAAUAGUCUAAAUGGAAAAAAGAAAGAAAGAAAAACUGCCUGUUUAGUAAGUUUCGAAUUCCAUAUUUUCUGUUGCUACCUGUUUGCUAGGUGGACUCUAUGUCAGUUCUAAAUCCUUUUGGCUCUUAGAAAACUGUUCUGGAUCUUAUAUCGGUGUGCCAUUCUGAUGGUGUAUAUUUUGCAAACAACGCUUUGCAAAUUGCUUUACAGGGAAUGCGCAAAGUUGAAAAGCAAUGGCUGCUCUAUAUUAAGCUUUUGUC